Messenger RNA from Papaver somniferum (opium poppy), 348 nucleotides. RefSeq names its product thionin-like protein 2. The record is from RefSeq and is a predicted model, not a curated record. NCBI's taxonomy places the organism in Eukaryota, Viridiplantae, Streptophyta, Magnoliopsida, Ranunculales, Papaveraceae. The transcript has a single exon. Bases 1 to 348 code for a protein of 115 amino acids.
AUGGAAGGGAAGAAUUUGAAGAUGCUUUUUGUGAUGGUAAUAUUAGCAUUGGGAGUAUUCACAGGGCAGAGUCUUCCGGAUCAUGAUGAUUACUACAAGCGGUGUCAUGAUAAAUGCAUGGCACUAUGUCAAGCCAGAAAACUAGCAAUUCUUUGUCCUUUUACUUGUUGGAAAGAUUGUAAAUUCGAUCCGGCUUCUUUCAAUAAUGAGGUUACCGCUGCUGGUAACUACUGCAAGUUUGGUUGUGCAGUCCAGAAUUGUUUUAACAAAAACACUCCUCGAAAUCUUGGUGCACAAGAAGUAGAAGAUUGCUAUUAUCUACACUGUGGAAACAAAUGCAUGCAGUAA